Psammomys obesus (fat sand rat) is the source of this 1664-nucleotide messenger RNA. RefSeq names its product HEN methyltransferase 1 (gene Henmt1). Gene Ontology annotation, molecular function: O-methyltransferase activity; RNA methyltransferase activity. Gene Ontology annotation, biological process: RNA methylation; siRNA processing; piRNA processing. Bases 1 to 1269 code for a protein of 422 amino acids. Lineage: Eukaryota; Metazoa; Chordata; Mammalia; Rodentia; Muridae. The record is from RefSeq and is a predicted model, not a curated record. Gene Ontology annotation, cellular component: cytoplasm; nucleus. The transcript is spliced from 7 exons.
AUGGUUAAACAAGUAUUACUGCGUUUUGCUAAGCCGGAUGCUUUUAGAACCCACCAUCAAGAUCUCUGUGCUUACCGGAUGAACUGUGUGGGCAAGUGGUACCGGUGCAAUAGUGUGGUUGGUGGUAAUUUUGAAGAAGUUUGUCCAGAGAAGGUAAUUAGGUUUAAGCCGCCAUUAUACAAACAACGGUACCAGUUCGUUAGAGAUUUAGUGGAUCGUCACGAACCUAAGAAGGUUGCAGACCUGGGAUGUGGCGAUACCAAGCUCCUGAAGCUGCUAAAAAUCUACCCAUGCAUCCAGCUGCUUGUUGGGGUAGAUAUCAAUGAGGAAAAAUUACAUUCAAAUGGGCAUCACUUGUCUCCCUAUUUGGGGGAGUUUGUAAAACCCCGAGAUCUAGAUUUGACUGUCACCUUGUAUCAUGGCUCUGUUGUGGAGAGAGACUCCCGCUUGCUUGGAUUCGAUUUGAUAACAUGCAUUGAAUUAAUAGAACAUUUGGAUUCAGAUGAUCUGGCCAGAUUUCCUGAAGUGGUUUUUGGAUACCUAUCACCAGCCAUGAUUGUCAUCAGCACACCAAAUGCUGAAUUCAACCCCCUGUUUCCCACAGUGACCCUGAGGGAUGCAGAUCAUAAGUUUGAGUGGAGCAGAAUGGAGUUUCAGACCUGGGCUUCACAAGUGGCAAACUGCUACAAUUACUGUGUGGAGUUUACUGGGGUAGGGGCACCGCCAGCUGGAUCUGAGCAUGUUGGAUAUUGUACCCAGAUAGGGGUCUUUAGGAAAAACAGUGGGAUGCUAGCUGAACCCUCUGUUUCACAGCAGCACGACCAGCAUGUUUAUAAGGCUGUUUAUACAACGUCCUACCCGAGUUUACAGCAGGAAAAGGUGCUCAAGUUUGUACUGGUUGGGGAACUCCUGAUACAAGUGGAGCGCUUGAGGCUGAGGCACCAGAGAACGCUGAGGGAGCAGGAGAAGGAGCUGGACCCUGAGGCGGGGGGCUCGGACUUGUCCCCAGCCCCCCACCUACUGCUGGGAGCAGUCUUCACGGAGGCUGAAAAGGCCAGGAUAGAAAAUUCUCCCAAACCCUUCUGUGAAGGAGAGAAGUUUUGCAUACCCCUGCAGAGACUGCUUGCUUAUCCCAAACUGCACCGCCUCUGCGCUGACGAAGAGAGGAUGCGGUACCUCAUCGCUGACUCGGUGUGCCUAAGCAGUGACGGUUCUGCAGUCAUGGUUGACCUGCACAAUUCCUGGGAUUAUCGGUUUGAAGAUAAUUAAGCUGUGCCAGUUUCCCGAAGCUCAGAACCCUGCUGAUAGUUUGGCUUCAUUUAGAAUGAAAACUUUUUUUUUUUUUUUUGUAGCGGUGCUGGGAAUGGAACCCAGAGCCUUUUACAUGGUAAGCAAGCACUCUGCCACUCAGCUGCGUCCUCAGCCCUAGGGUUCAAACUUUGUACAGUCAUAAUUCAAGUAAUAUUUUGAGUUUUAACACAAAUUGGGUCCUGAACUCAUUGACAGAUAUGCCUGACAUAACAGACUGCUCUUUGCCUGAGAAAGGGCUUAACUAAAAGUAGUUGCUUUCCUUUAAAAUUGAAUUUUUAAAAAAAUUUGGUGUUUACAAGAAUGAAGAAAUUGGAUGUGGUAGUGUGUUAAUUUUGUCCUCACCCAUAUCUUGG